AUGGAAAGUACCCAAAACGAAACAGUUCCAAGACAAGAUAAGGAUAAUAGUGUGGAUCCUCCUGCUAUCCAUAUAGAAUUAAAUAACAGGCAACUGAUGUGCUUUCAAGAGCUCAGAGAGUUAUGUCACAAUCUUAUACAGAUAGACGCCGAAUUGACUGGUGUUCAACUGAAAGGCUCAGAAGCAGCUGUAAUUAUGAAGAAUGCGAACAAUUCCUUGAGAAAAUCUGCGGAUUCGUCGACAAGUGAGCGUGUAUAG
This is a messenger RNA of Acanthoscelides obtectus, 258 nucleotides long. Lineage: Eukaryota; Metazoa; Arthropoda; Insecta; Coleoptera; Chrysomelidae. The record is from the annotation of a GenBank genome assembly.